UCUGCAACGCUUCCUGUGACAUUCUGUUGUUGCGAAGAAAACAACCGCAUCGACAAGAUAAUUACCCGCUUUGUGUUGCCGGUGGGAGCCACCAUCAACAUGGACGGCACAGCUCUGAAGCUGUGGCAGCCAUUUUCAUAACCCAGUUUAACGACUAUCCCCUGGACUUAGGUCAGAUCAUCACUAUCAGAUACAGUGUUGUUUAUUUUAUUGAUACGUGAGGUACAUGUGACGUGUAUUGCAGGUCUCUGUGUUCUGAAUGACGUACGCUUGUGUUUUUUAUUGUCCCUUUCCUUGUAUGCUGCUGGUGACAAACCCAGUGUCACAUUCUGGGGAUGAAUUACGUUUAUUUAAGAGCACAUUUGAGAAUGUGCAGGCUUUUCUUCUUUGUGUUUUUUUUACUAGUGUCACGGCAACAUUAGCCAGUAUCGGAGAUCCUGGGGUCCCUAAUGCAGGCAUGGUCACCAUGGUGAUCGUCCUGACAGCAGUGGGACUACCUGCCAAUGAUGUCACUCUUGUUGUCUCUGUUGAUUGGCUUCUGUAACUUUGUUUUUUGUUGGUUUUCUACAGUAUAUUUCUGUUCCACUUAAGUAUAUAGAUGAUUGGCAUUGGUUACUGCAAUCACAAUGCAGCACUACAUUAUGAUAAUCUGGCAAGCUGAUUGGUGCAUUUCUAGAUCUAUUAUAAAAUUGUCAAUACAGAUAAACAACAUGUAAGGAGGAGAGGUAUUAUCCUUCAUUGUAUUCACUCUCUCUCAUAUGGUGUACUGGGCUCAACAGAGGCUAAGGGGACUUGUUUUUAGCUUUCUAAGCACUGCUGUGCAGUGAUGGCUUUUUUUUAUUUUAUUGUUUUACUUGUAGAGUAUGUCAAAUAAUUUGUGCCAAUAAAUGUUUUCUAAAAUCUUUCCCUCUCUGUCCCAGAGAUUGUUUGCGCACCAUGAUCAAUAUACUGGGAGACGCUUUAAGAGCCGGAAUAAUACAGAAACUGUCGAAGACAGAGCUUGAAAGGAUGGACAUGAGGUCGGACACGAUCAACCAUUUUGAUCAGGAGGAAGCAGCAGACUGCGGCGAGGAGCUCCUACGUCAAUGGCGGUUUCAUCGUGGA
Messenger RNA from Coregonus sp. 'balchen', 1104 nucleotides. Lineage: Eukaryota; Metazoa; Chordata; Actinopteri; Salmoniformes; Salmonidae. The record is from the annotation of a GenBank genome assembly.